ACACUACAAUUUUCGUGUUGCGCUUUUGUAUAAACAUCAGGGACAGACAUCAUUUAACGUCGCGGGAUGACGUCCCAAAGCGUAAAGAGUUGUCUGCUUCUGCCUUUGUGCAUAGUCGUUGUUUUGGAACUUUUGGUGUGUGUAUGAAAGCUCGGCGUCAGUACUUUGAAAGAUUUUGACAUACGUAACUUAAUUCUGCUUCCAUGUAAUGGGAGACAUCACGGUGAAAUGUCCAGCUCGCUUGAAGCUCGAAAGCUGGCUAAACAAGAGUAUGAAGAUCGAAAUGAGCGACGGAAGGACCUUAAUUGGAACGUUUGUGUGCACAGACAGAGACCAGAAUGUCAUCCUUGGAUCGUGUUCCGAGUACCUGAAGCCAGAAGAGAAUGGCAACACGGUGGAGCCGAGAAUUCUAGGACUUGCCAUGAUACCGGGGCAUCAUAUUGUUUCCAUACACGUUGACGAAACGACAGCAGACAACGAAACGUACGAGAACUGAACGGGUUUAAUUUAUUCGAGUUAUCGUUGAACACGAAGCUCGGUACUUCGGGGUGACGUUUUGUAUACAGAAAUGUAAUAUACCAAGAAAAAACAAACAAACAUAUUUUGAUUAAAAAAUCUGAUUAUCUGAUUUCA
Ornithodoros turicata is the source of this 633-nucleotide messenger RNA. It is a transcript of the gene Sbat, whose product is annotated as N-alpha-acetyltransferase 38-B, NatC auxiliary subunit-like. The transcript is spliced from 3 exons. NCBI's taxonomy places the organism in Eukaryota, Metazoa, Arthropoda, Arachnida, Ixodida, Argasidae. Gene Ontology annotation, molecular function: RNA binding. Gene Ontology annotation, cellular component: NatC complex. The record is from RefSeq and is a predicted model, not a curated record. The coding region runs from base 209 to 496 and encodes 95 amino acids.